This is a messenger RNA of Chaetomium fimeti, 1834 nucleotides long. RefSeq names its product cytochrome P450. The coding region runs from base 233 to 1729 and encodes 498 amino acids. Gene Ontology annotation, molecular function: iron ion binding; oxidoreductase activity, acting on paired donors, with incorporation or reduction of molecular oxygen; heme binding. NCBI's taxonomy places the organism in Eukaryota, Fungi, Ascomycota, Sordariomycetes, Sordariales, Chaetomiaceae. The transcript is spliced from 7 exons. The record is from RefSeq and is a predicted model, not a curated record.
GCAGUAGGGCGAUGCAGGCGGGUAAUAAUGGACGAGUCGAACCGAAUUUGGCAAGCGUGGGAACUGCGUCGACUGUUGGUUUCAAGUCGUUGCCCGCGGGGUCCAGCGGGCCCCGAGCUAUAAAAUCAAAUGAAUAUCCAGGCGUUGUGACUCUCUUGUAUCUGCGGCAGCCAGGUGGAACCGACUUUCCGCACGCCAAAACCGGGCACAUUAACGCCAAACAAGCUUCAGAAUGGCACUGGGCGUAGUUGUCUUGCUCGGCGGCUUAGUGGCCGCCUUUGUGCUACGUGCUAUUUGGCAAUGGCGGCGUUUAGCACACAUUCCCGGGCCGUUCACGGCCGGCUUCUCCAAGCUAUGGGUCUUUCGGGAAGCCGUCCAGCUUCGGCUGCCCGGGGCAUACCACGAGAUGGGCAAGCGAUAUGGGUCACUCGUGCGUGUCGGUCCCAACGAGCUCAUCACUGAUGAUCCCGAUAUCUUGCGAAGGAUGAUGGCCGCCCGGUCUCCCUACACCCGAGGGCCCUGGUACGAGGCAUUUCGGGUUGACCCAAGCAGAGACAACGUGUUAACCCUGCGAGAUGACCAUCUUCAUAACGCGCGCCGCGCAAAGAUACUUCCUGGUUACACGGGCAAGGAGAAUCUGUCGAUGGAGGGCAGCAUAGAAACCCAGAUCGCAAGGCUGGUCGAGCUCAUAGAAACGAAAUACCUGUCCACCGAUCAGGAGUAUCGCCCGAUGGACUGGGGCGUCAAGGCACAGUAUUUCACCUUGGAUGUCAUCGGUGAGCUCGCGUGGGGCCAGCCGAUGGGGUUCCUCGAGUACGAUGCCGACGUUUACGACUAUAUCAAGAUCACCAUGACGUCUGUCCCCGCCAUGAUGGUGAUUUCAACAUAUCCUAUGUUGACAAAGGUUUUGCACUCGCCCUUUUUUCGCAAGAUCUUACCGAAGGAUACCGACAAGAUCGGGUUCGGAGCUUUGAUCGGCAUUGCAAACCACGUCACCGCCAAACGUUUCAAGCCCGAUGCUCCCGAUCACCAUGAUAUGCUCGGAUCCUUCAUUCGCCAUGGCCUGAACGAGGACGAAGCUGCGGCGGAAACGCUGAUUCAGAUAGUCGCCGGAAGCGAUACCUCGGCUUCGACCAUCCGCGCCGUCACGCUGUAUACACUGAGCAACCCACCAGUAUACCAAAAGCUGCAAGCCGAAAUUGAUGAAGCGAUUAGCAUGGGGAGGAUAUCAUCCCCCAUCAAGGACGCCGAAGGCCGGCAGCUCCCAUACCUGCAGGCGGUCAUCAAGGAAGGCCUUCGCAUGAUGCCUCCCGCCUCCGGUGGCAUGUUCAAGCAGGUACCUCCUGAGGGAGAUACGAUAGAUGGAAAGUUCGUUCCCGGUGGCACGCAAAUUGGCUCGAAUGUCAUGGCAAUCCACCGUUCUAAAAAGAUUUACGGCCCGGACGCGGAUAUCUUCCGACCGGAGCGGUGGCUCGAGGCCGAAGGGGAACAACUCGCCCGAAUGUCCAGUACCGUGGACUUGGUCUUUCACUCUGGGAAAUUCCAGUGUCCCGGCAGAGGUGUGGCCUGGAUGGAAUUCAACAAGAUCUUCGUCGAGUUGUUUAGGCGAUUCGAUUUCUCGCUUGCAAACCCCGUUCAGCCGGCUCAUAUUCGCAAUGCUGGUCUUUGGUUAAUCGACGAAUUUUGGGUGCGCGUAACUCGGAGGAACGAAGAGCGGUCAAGGUCUUGAUUACAAAGUUGGGCACCAGGUGUAUGUAUGGCCAACAUGUGGGAAGGAUUCCUGGCAUGUCGACUUCAUAGUCACGUAUUUACGAAUACUAUUGUUCAUAUGAUA